Molecule: messenger RNA, 2471 nt
Organism: Scophthalmus maximus (turbot)
Lineage: Eukaryota; Metazoa; Chordata; Actinopteri; Pleuronectiformes; Scophthalmidae
Gene: asb11
Product: ankyrin repeat and SOCS box containing 11
Exons: 7
Coding region: 77-961 (294 amino acids)
Biological process (GO): protein ubiquitination; positive regulation of protein catabolic process; intracellular signal transduction
Molecular function (GO): protein binding
Source: RefSeq, a predicted model, not a curated record
CAGGAUUGUGCAUCCGACUGGGCGAGCUCAAGUACUGGACAGUCGUGGAGAAGUCUGCCGUUGUUUCAUUUUCAUCAUGGCUGCAGUUCAAACAGAGGUUUCCCUUUGCUCACAACCUUGGCAGAGGCCCUUGCACAUCUACGGGAGGCUGGCAUGCAACGCACUAAUGGCUGACUACACAUCGGACAGAACUCCUCUCCAUGAAGCCGCCUACCAGGGCAGACUGCUCCACCUCAGGAAGCUCCUUGCUCAGGGCUUCCAUGUGGACACACUCACCAUGGACAGAGUGUCUCCCCUCCACGAGGCCUGUCUCGGUGGUCAUUACGCUUGUGCCAAGUUCCUGUUGGACAAUGGAGCAAACGUGGGGGCAGUAUCAACAGAUGGCGCCACGCCCCUCUUCAACUCUUGCGGCAGCGGGAGCGCUGCUUGUGUCAGGCUCAUCUUGCAGCACAGUGCCUUCAUCAACACCACCUACCUGCUGGCAUCACCCAUCCACGAGGCCGCAAAGAAAGAUCACAGAGAGUGUCUGGAGCUGCUGCUGACCUACGGAGCACACGUUGACAUGGAGCUCCCAUUGGUGGGGACUCCGUUGUAUUCGGCAUGCAUGGCCCGGGCCGCCGCCUGUGUCGAGGUGCUGCUACACACAGGGGCAGAUGUUCAAAAAGGCUGCGGGCAGGACAGUCCUUUACAUGCUGCAGUUCGAGGCGGAGGAGCAGACGUUGUGGACCUUCUGCUGGACUUCGGAGCUGACAGGUGUUGUAGGAACGCAGAGGGAAAAACUCCUGUGGAUCUGUCCACAGCGAACAGCGCAGUGAGAACUGCACUGCAGCAAAGAGGUCCCUGCUCUCUGUCCCAGCUGUGUCGAUUCUGUAUUCGCCGAAGUUUAGGAAGGAAUCGCCUGCACAGGACGUCCAGCCUUUUCCUUCCUCACACUGUCCAGGACUUCCUCCUCUACCAAUGAGACAUCUCAACCCUGCUCGUUGAAUGAGUGUAGCCUUAAACAGGCUUCACUGAUUUAGCCCCAACAUUUUGCCUUGAGACUGACCUGUGAGGCAAAACAUGUAAGCAGGCAGGCAAAGACUUUCACGUUCAGAGAAAUAUUUUUUAUUCCCCUGUCAUGUAUCUUAUGAUAUGGUUGGUUCUAACAAUAUAACAACAACUAUUUACAAAGAUUUUGGAUUCAAGCUAUGCAAAUUUCGAGAUCAGUUGUAAUCAUGUUGCAGAGACUGUGAUUUGUCAGGUUUUGUAUCUUUAUACUUUUACUGAUAAUAACUGCUUGUUGAAUUUAUACAUUAUUUCAAAAAAAAUUUUAAAGGGUGAAUUUGUUUAUUUUACAUUGAAGACAUUAUAGUGACAGUGAAAAUGGAGUGUGUUAUUUUUGACACAUUCAAAUGCCAUACUUACUUCCUCUUGAAAUGUGUGGUGAUUUCUCUAAAUUUGUUUUCAGGCAACUGAGAACAAGGCCAGAACAUUUUUCUUUUUUACAAAACAUUGAGCAUAUUUGAUAUGAGCAAAACAUCAGUAAGAGACAAGGAUCUGAAGAACUGAGGAAUGGACUCUAUUUUUGUGGCUGGUGUUGCUCAAGGGGAAUUAAUUUCCUAUUUUCAAAUGCCACCCUCAAAGGUCUUCGCUGCACAGACCUGAGACUUCUUGUUUGAGCUGAUUUAACCCGACGGUUCUUUACCUGAAAAGCAAAAGAAAAGGCCUCAGCCUUCAGCAAAACUUCUGAAAGAGAGAUGCUCAAUGCUGUGAUCACAUUUGUGUGUUUGGGUUCAUCUCUGUACCUUUGAGGAACAAAAUACCACCCAUAGUUUUGCGUUGAAAUCAGAGUGCACAUUUGAUUAAAGGACUUGAAUGCUGACAUUUGCUGUGAAGCCACAGUUCAAAGUGGGUUUGCACAUACAAAGAGAAGGUCCUCAGUUUUAAUGACAUUUUUUUGAUAGAAGUCCAAGGAUAUAAUCCAAUUUAUAGCUCAGCUUCAGUUGUUAGUUAAUGGGAAAAGGUCGUCAGGCAUGAAAGACUGCUGAUAUUUAACAGACUGUUCCCUGUGAUACAAUCUCUUUAUUGGCCGAGAGCAAGGGAGGUUAUUCAUCUCAAAUAAAGUUUGAUAAUAUAAAUGUUUUGAUCUCGACUUGAUGAUGAGGAAUUAUUACAAUCCAUGCUGGUGGGGAGUGUGAAUGUCAGUCCACAUUUUCAUGGCAAUCGAUCAAUUAAAUACAUUAUCAAGAAUAAACAAUUAGCCACUAAAAUGUGUUGGUCACGUUUACAGAAGCAGAACCAGUAAACAAGCACAAAAUUUACAAACUCAUAAUAUUAACAAGAAAAUCUCUUUGUACACAAUAUGUAACAUUUGACAGUUAUAUGAAUAACUAAAUAAGCAAACAAAUCUUUUAUAAAACGUUUCCGGUACACAGAUCUGCAGAUUGUUUUGUCAUUUUAAUCAACGAUUAAACCCUAAACUGUUCUCUGUA